Nannizzia gypsea CBS 118893 is the source of this 1644-nucleotide messenger RNA. Its product is annotated as amino-acid permease 2. Gene Ontology annotation, cellular component: membrane. Gene Ontology annotation, biological process: transmembrane transport. Bases 1 to 1644 code for a protein of 547 amino acids. The transcript has 4 exons. NCBI's taxonomy places the organism in Eukaryota, Fungi, Ascomycota, Eurotiomycetes, Onygenales, Arthrodermataceae. The record is from RefSeq and is a predicted model, not a curated record. Gene Ontology annotation, molecular function: transmembrane transporter activity.
AUGACUAAAGGCAAAGCUCAACAGUGCCAGACACACACUGGCCCUCAGAAAACACCGAUAUCGCCAGAAAGUAGCGUCGAGGCAGCCCAGCAAAAUGAAAUGGAUGAUGAUGAACGAGUGCUUGCCUCCCUCGGGUACAAGCAAGAAUUCAAGCGCGAGUUCUCGCUAUGGACAACCUUCUGUGUCAGCUUCUCAAUACUCGGGCUCCUACCAUCGUACGCUAGCACGAUGAGUUAUGGGAUUGGAUAUGCUGGUACUUCAAUGGUAUGGGGUUGGUUUAUCGCAAUGCUAUUUCUCCAAUGUGUUGCUAUGUCCAUGGCUGAGCUAUGCUCAUCGAUGCCAACAAGCGGAGGUCUUUACUAUGCUGCUGCAGUACUCGCCCCGGCUGGUUGGGGGCCAUUUGCAGCCUGGAUAACGGGAUGGUCGAACUGGAUGGCACAAGUGACGGCUGCGCCGUCAGUGAACUACGGCAUAUCUGGAAUGAUUCUAGCAGCCGUAUCGGUGACCCAUCAAGGCUACGUUCCGCAACCCUUUCAUACGUUUCUUUUAACAACGCUACUCAUGAUAAUCCAUGGAAUAAUGAGCAGUAUGUCAACAAAAUGGCUAGCGGAACUGAACUCUUACGGAUCAUCGUUUAAUAUCAUUUGCUUGAUCCUUGUUAUUAUCGCGAUCCCAAUAGGAACAACCAAUGUUCCUCGGUUCAAUUCGUCUGAAUAUGUCUGGGGAACGAUCCAUAACCGCACCUCUUAUCCAGAUUGGUUUGCGGUCAUGAUGUCCUUUUUGAGUGUUAUUUGGAUCAUGUCCGGAUAUGAUUCUCCCUUUCAUUUGAGCGAGGAAUGCUCUAAUGCGAACAUUGCAUCUCCAAGGGCGAUCGUCAUGACAUCCGGGAUUGGUGCCAUCAUGGGCUGGUUUCUCCAGCUUGUGGUUGCGUAUACGGUGAGAGAUAUAGAUGAAGUUAUAGGCUCGGAACUUGGGCAGCCAUGGGCUGCAUACUUAUUCCAGGUGAUGCCAACUAAACUGGCCCUUGCCAUUCUUUCUGGGACUGUUAUCUGCGGUUUUUCGAUGGGUCAGGCGUGUAUGAUAUCUGCUUCUCGCGUAACCUAUGCUUACUCUCGUGAUGAUUGCUUCCCCUUUUCCAAUAUCUGGAAGAAAAUCAACCCAUAUACCCAGACGCCAGUUAACGCAGUAUGGUUCAACUGCGCUCUAGGCGUUCUAGCUACCCUGCUCAUAUUUGCCGGCGAUGUUGCAAUGGGUGCAUUGUUUUCCAUCGGCGGUAUUUCAGCGCUAAUCGCUUUCUCGAUACCAAUCGCUAUCCGGGUUUUGUUUGUUAAUCAAAGAUUUCGCGCCGGACCAUGGAAUUUAGGAAAGUAUACCUCCUUUAUAGGCAUACCUGGUGUCUCUUUUGCUGUGGUGAUGCUGCCAAUUGUCUGCUUCCCAAGGGUUGCUGGUUCUGAGUUAACGCUAGCGGAUAUGAACUGGACUUGUGUGGUAUAUGGCGGCCCGAUGGCUGGUAUCAUUUUGUGGUGGAUUAUCAGUGCAAGGAAAUGGUUCAAGGGGCCAAAAGUCAACCUCGAGCAUGCUAUGCUUUCAGAAGAAGAAGAAGAAGACCGAGUCACUUAUAAUAGCACUAACAGCUUAAUAUAA